GUUGUAAAAUAGCAUAAAGUUUGCAAGGGUUUGCCUCUAUAAUGACAUAUUAUGUCUAUUAAUUAAAGUAGGGUGUGUUUAUAAGGUUGUUAUGUUGCGCAUGAUUUUGGACCUAUCGGCCUCUAGUUUUCACCUUGCAUGACCUUAUGUGACGGGUGACUCACGUAGUCCUGUACGGUUAUAAUCACAUACACGCAUACAUCGAUAUUAUAUACCUAAUUGGCGCUAGACAGAUACAUUUAGACCGUCGUUUCUUAACCUUCUUAUAGUAAAUUGUUUACAAGUUACUACUCGUAAUCGUAUAUUCAAUGGUAUGUUACCUAUAUUAUUUUCAGCUAAUAGUCAGUUAAACCCUAAUAAAAAGCGCUUAAAUUAUACUUAUAUUGUUCCAGAUUUUACUUUCGAAAUUACACAACUAAGCAGUCUAAAAUACAUCUAGUAGCUAUAAGUCACCUAAAAAAAUAUCGUAAACAAGAUAUUAAAAAUGGCAACUAAUAAAUAUUUAAGUGAUCUUAUAGACAAACUGGGAUAUUCAUAUGAUGAGCUACUAGAAAUUGAUGAUACUUUGGAAGAUACUAUUGUAAAUGAAGGAGCUGCAGCGGUGUUUGAAUGUCAAAUAAAAAAUAAGCCAGAUAGCUCUAGUAUUUGGUAUAAGGACGGUAAAGAAAUACAUCCAUCUAAUAGGAUUAUGAUAAUAAACAACAGAAAAUGGCGACGAUUGGAAAUAGAUGCAGUUACUGCGAAAGAUCACGGCAUUUACACUAUAGUAUUUAAUGACAAAUAUGGCAUGUAUUAUUCGAGUGCCAAAUUAAUCGUCAAUGCACGAAAUACCAAAACCAUUCAUACAUGUCCGUGCCCGAGAUGGGCCCUUGCUGUAUCAAAAUGUUUAAAAAGUAUUGCUGUAACAUUAGGAGAGAGAAUAGAUCUAGAAGUAGAGUUUAACUCUGAGGCUUUAACAGACUAUCUUUGGUUUAAAAACGAUAUUCCUAUAGUAGAAAAUGACCGCAUUAUGAUAUUAAAGGACACAACAUCGUCGGUUCUCACUAUCCAUUGUGGAAAAUUAUCUGAUACUGGAAUAUACACUGUAGUUACAAAAACAAAAUAUGGUUUUGCAUCAAAUACCGCAGAUGUACAUGUGCUUGAAGAGAAUAUGCACAAUUUAAAUAAUAAUUUAUUUAUAGAGGAAUCUCCACCUGAUGAAGUAGCAGUUAAUGAAGAUGAUGAAGUUAUGCUUGUAUUUAAAAUUGCACAUAGCGUAAAUAUAGCUGUGAAAUGGUUAAAAAAUGAUCUUCCUAUUACUCAAAAUAAACGACUGUUACCUGAAUAUUAUUAUGGAGGCUAUGUAUGUUUACGAAUAUUAGAUACUCAAAGAGGAGAGAGCUCGAUUUAUGCUUUAGCUAUAGAAAACGAAAUAACAGGAAAGUCAGAUAUUUCGUCUUGUGUGUUAACUAUAAAUAAUACCCCUAUGAAAAAUCCGCCUUUAGUCGUCUUGAAGAAACCAUUAGUAUCUGUAAUUACUUGUAAUGGUUCUGCAAUAUCUUUUCAUUGUAGUUUUGAGUUAGAUGAUUCAGGUUAUUAUUAUGUUUGUUGGUACGUCGGUCAUUUUAGAGUGGAACGCAGCAAUACAAGAUUUAAUGUUGUCAGCAAAGAUGGAGAGUUUUUACUCUAUAUUAAAAAUGUGGAGCCAGGAAUGAACGGAGAAGUAAUCUGCGAAUUACGCCGGGCCCUCCCAAACCAAAAGUCCGUGCGCAUAAACAGAACCUUCGCAAAUCUAACUAUUGUACCUGCUAUCGUCUUAGAAACGAAAAUGUUCAGUUCCAUAUCAACACUUAAAUCUAAGAUACGUUAUGUUUCAACCAAAGACAAUUUUACAAAUGGUGAUUACAGAGAGUAUAACGAAAUGGUAAAGGACCGAAACGGCAACGGGCACUUUGGGACUUUCUUAGAUAACCAAGUAGCAUUGGAAAUCACUUACUGCAGGUUAGAAGAACACGGUUUUCAUUACUUCGAUGUGUGUGCCGACGACUUUAUGUCUUCAGUUCCAGUAGAAUUAUAUGAAGAAGAUUUAAAAGAGACAUCUGGGCAGCAUAGGAACGUCGUUGUUAUAGAGUGGAAAGAUUUCGCUUACCCGAGUAUGUGGUACGCCAUUGAUCUUCGCCAGAAAAACGGUGAUUAUACUGAGCUGGGUGUCAGUAGCAGCCCAAAGUUUGAAAUAAAAAAUCCGCCCAUAGAGAAGAUGAUGGAAUUUCGAAUAAGAACAGUUGCUGAUCCGAUGAACGAGACAAGUGAAUGCAGUAUUUGCAUAUCUCCAUUACCAGUGGAUGAGACACCUGUAACAAAAUCUUGUAACGUCAAAGAAAUGGAGGAAUUCGAAUCGUUUUACACUAAAACCGAUCACCUUAUAGGCUCUGGUGGUUUUGGUAGCGUCAGUCUGGUAAAAGAUAAACGGGGAGCCUAUUAUGCUGCAAAGGUACAGAAAACUAAGACGCAGAUGAGAAGAGAAACAGCAUUCAAAGAAUAUGAGAUCAUGAGAGUAUUAAAGCAUCCCAAGAUCGUGGAGUUGAUCGAUGCUUUUGUUGCGAAGGACUCCUUAAUUUUAGUAAUGAAUUAUUGUUGGGGCGGGGAACUCUUCGACAGAAUAGUUCAAGAAGAUAAUAUUAAAGAAGUGGAUGUGGUACUCUACGUACGUCAGAUCUGCGAGGCUCUAUAUUAUUUACAUUCCCAUAAAAUCGCUCAUUUAGAUCUAAAACCCGAAAAUAUAAUAUGCCUAAGUCCCAACUCCAGACAGGUGAAAAUAAUAGACUUUGGACUUGCAAGAAUGUUGGAUAAUGGCAACAAUGUGAAGGUUAUUUACGGAACCAAGGAUUAUAUUGCCCCCGAGAUUCUUAAUUAUGAGAAGAUGACAACUGCGUGUGACAUGUGGACCUUGGGAGUCGUAACAUACAUGUUACUUUCAGGAGUGAUGCCGUUUGCCGGAAACACGUGGCUAGAGACGAGUGCCAAUAUCACUAUGGCCAAUUAUAAUUAUAACGAUACAGCGUUUACCGAAAUAUCGGACUUAGCAAAGGAUUUCGUAGAUAGUCUGAUAAUAUUAGUCGCAGAGAAGCGCAUGUCCGCCGCCGACGCUCUGAACCAUCAAUGGAUUGUGGAGGGCCCGCCAAAAGGAGCUAGUGCUGGUCACAUGAUGCGCACUAGAAAGAACAUGAAGUCUUAUCUUGCAAACUACAGGGCUAGAUGGCAGAGAGCUGGUAAUGUGAUGAUAGCUGCACAUCGACUCCGGACUCAAGCUAGCAACAGGAGCAGCGUGGAAGUAUCGUCUCAUGUCACCGAGCCUGAUAUUUAAUCUGUGGACAUACAUGUAUUUUAAAAAUUGAAAUGAAUUUAUUUUCGGCCUUGAUGAAACUAAAGGAAAUCGGAAAAAAUAUCCCUAACUAGCAAAAACAUAUUCAUCCAAGUUUCCUUUUUGUGGCGUUAAUGAUUACUAGAUUUUUUUAUGGCACGGGGACAAACAAGUAUGCGGCUCACCUGAUGGUAAGUGAUUACCUCCGCCCAUGAGCACCCGCAACACCAAGGGAAUUGCAAGUACGUUGUCGGCCUUUUAAAAAGGAAUAAGCUCUUUUCUUGAAGGUUUCAAUAUUGUAUCGAUUCGGAAAUAUCAUUGCUGGAAGGUGAUUCCACAUGGUGGUUGUGCGUGGCAAAAUGUUUUUAAAAAACCGCAUUGUGGAGGACCGUCAUUCAGAUGAUCAGGAUGAUAUUUUAAAGAUAACGUUAGAUACAAGUAGGAAAUUGAGUUAAUAUAAAUAAUUGUAUAUAUAUGUUGAAUUGUAAAAAUAUCCCAACCAGCAAAAAUAUAUUUACCCAAGUUUCCUUUUGUUAGAAUAUAUAUUAUAAUAAACAUAUUAAUAAUGAAUAUAUUUUAUGUUUUAUAUAAUAUAACUUAAAUACAUCAUUAAUAGAAAAAGAUAGUAAGUAUAUUUGCAUACAUAUAUUAUAAAACAAUUGUACAUAUUUUGGUUUAAUAGGAAGAAAUCAAUCCACAAAUUGGGGUCUUGGGGUUCCCAAGUCCUUUUGUAUUAGAGAAGGAGGUAUUAGAAUGUCUAAUGUAAGCUAUUAAUAUAUUCUUAUCGUCCUUGAUAUCUUUGUACAUAUUGUUAUAUCAUAAUUAAUAGGUAUACAGUAAUAGUUAACGACAAGUAACUAUUCUGUAAACUUUUAAUUUUAUUUUGUGUGAUGUAUUUAUUGCUAUUUAGUUUUGUACACAAUUUUAAGAUAUAUCUGGUUGGGUAGAUUCAAGUAAGAUUGAGAAUAUUAUCUCAUACCAAACGAAAGGUUGUCUUGUGAGCUAUAACUAAUAACUACCUCGAAUCUGUUGCAUGCUUUGUAUUUCAAUAAAAUAAU
Molecule: messenger RNA, 4398 nt
Organism: Achroia grisella
Lineage: Eukaryota; Metazoa; Arthropoda; Insecta; Lepidoptera; Pyralidae
Product: twitchin-like
Exons: 12
Coding region: 485-3343 (952 amino acids)
Biological process (GO): positive regulation of apoptotic process; intracellular signal transduction; protein phosphorylation
Cellular component (GO): nucleus; cytoplasm
Molecular function (GO): protein serine/threonine kinase activity; ATP binding
Source: RefSeq, a predicted model, not a curated record